CGCGGAGAUGCAAGAUUCAACGACAUGUGGAACUCCGACCCGAAUGUCAGGCCACCGGCAAUGAGCCAUGUUACGGGACGCCCGGUUUUUCUGUGGAGGCCAGCGGCCAUGAGCGGUCCGCACACAUCGUCGACCAUUGAGAAGCCUGAUAUUUGUCAAUUGUAAACGUCGUCCCGUGGAAAUGGUGCUUCUUUGUCCUGGGAAAUAAAUACUGCCCGAGUCUCCCGCUUCUGAAACGGAAGAGAGAAGAGAAAAAGUAUCACUAUCCAGACAUCAGACUUCAGACUUUCGUCACACAGACAAUAAGAAACUUCAGACUUCAGACUGCUGAGCACUGGCUGCAGCACAUCAUCAUCAUCGUCACCGUCAUCAUCAACAUCACCUCCGACUCAUCACCCUUGGUAGAUGUUCUCCCUCUUCAAGACCACUCGUCUUUUGCCAACUUUGGCUCGUCCCACAAACAACCUUGCCCGAGCAUUCUCCAUCUCAUCCGCCAGAAUGGGCCUCACGCAAGACCAAAUCAACAUCGUCAAGUCGACGGCGCCCGUGCUCAAGGUGCACGGCGAGACCAUCACGACCCUCUUCUACAAGGACAUGAUUGACACCCAUCCCGAACUCAAGAACAUCUUCAGUCUUCGCAACCAGGCCUCUGGUGAGCAGCCCCGGGCACUCGCCCAGUCUGUUCUCGCCUAUGCCACGUAUAUCGACGAUUUGCCCAAGCUCAAAGCCGCUGUUGAGCGUAUCGCCCAUAAGCAUGCAUCGCUGUACAUUCGCCCUGAGCACUACGACAUUGUCGGCCACCACCUUAUGAAGGCAAUCGGGGAAGUCCUGGGCGACGCACUCACACCUGAGAUCGCCGAGGCUUGGACACUAGCAUACGGGCAGCUUGCGCAGGUUUUCAUCGGCCGCGAGAAGGAGAUGUACCAAGAAGCAGGCACCUGGACAAAUUGGCGCAAGUUCAAGAUCAUCCGCCGCAUCGACGAGUCCGACUCCGUCACCAGCUUCUACCUCGCACCAUCAGACGGCAAGCUGCCCCUGCCCAAGUACCUACCGGGCCAGUACAUCUCCGUGCAGGUCCCAGUACCGCAACUCGGCGGCAUCACUCAGCCCAGACAAUACAGUCUCAGCGACGCGGCGACACAAGGAGAGUACUACCGUAUCAGUGUCAAGCGUGAGGCGACAGUGGUGGACGCGCCGGAAGAUGACCUGAAGAAGGGCCUUGUCCCCGGCCUCAUUUCCAACCUCUUGCACGACGGCUACCAGGUCGGCGACGAGAUCGAUGUGUCGCACCCGCAAGGAGACUUCUUCCUGGAUGCGAAAGAAUCCGAAAAGGCGGACGUUCCGUUGGUGCUUCUAUCGGCAGGUGUCGGUGCAACGCCGCUCAUGUCGAUCCUCAACACGGUGCUGAGCCCGGAGUCCAAGACGCCGAACCGGCCGAUCAAGUGGGUGCACGCGGCACGCAACAGCAGCAACUUGGUAUUUGCCAAGCACAUCCGGAACCUGACACGGGAGCGAGAGAACGUCAGCGCGCAUAUCUUCCUCAAUGAGGUCAAGCCAGGAGACGAGAAGGGGCAGGAGUACGAUUACGAGCAGCACCUCGACCUGAAGCAAUUGCCGGAAGAAGAGCUCGGUCUCGCCGACAAGAGAACCGAGUACUACGUCUGCGGGCCGAGGGAUUGGAUGCUCAAGGUGAGACUUGUGUUGGAAGGUUUGGGCGUCGAGAGGGAGAGAGUGAAGCUGGAGCUAUUCGCAACUGGUGACGUCGAGCAGUAGUCAGUCAUCAGUAGUUAUUUGAGUAUCAGGUUAGACAGGGCUGAGAGAGAGGGAGAAAAGAAAGAAAGAAAGAAAGAAAAAGAUUUGGCUGGGAUCUUGCGAAGGGAUGAUUAGGCGGGGCGAAAGUUUUGGUAUCGAACUGAAAGAGGUUCUUUUCCUCGCGCACCUUGCUUGAAUUGUAAUUGUAUUGAUAGAUAGAUACCUCUCUGAAAUUUUCAACAUUUUUGUCAUUGUGAACGGCAAGAUGUGUGUCGAGAGUUCGUUACUUUUUUGCCUUGUGUCCUUUUUUCGUGACUUGGUCCUCCCUCGGCCGUGCGAGUCCAAGUUUUUCUUUUUCCCAGCUGCGCUGUUUCGAGGCGAUGGGUUUUGCAAAAGUUUUCUGACGUGUAGAAUUUGACACGAUCUUGCGCACAGGCUGAAAAAUGAGGCUUCUAGACGCCAAGUCGAAUCUUGGGCUGUAGCAAGUUGAUGAGAUUCAGAGAAUGAAGUUGAUAUUGGCAUCGAACAACAAGCGUUAUUGAUAAUACGCCUUCUAUCGGCUAGGCGCUGGAUCGAAUCGGGACGGUCCGCUGGUGAACCAGAGUUUGAGAUUCUGAACUUGGGCGUUACGGUGUAGCAGCCAAGCGACUCGUUCGUGUCAUUGCUAUAAUGCGUCAAGUAAGCAGCCCGCCGUUGGGAUGAAGCCUUCGUCUAUGGUUCAUAGGUUAAGGCGGAAGGGUGUGCGGACGAGGCUCGCGGCGUUCACGAAGGGAAGACUGGACGAGACCAGAAAAAAUGGGUUGGGUGACACAGAGAAAGGUCGUAUUCCCGGUACACUUUGCUUUUUCUCAGCACAGAUAAGUGACGAGUAACUUGGCUCUGGCGCCCAAGUUGUGCAUCGUGACGAUGGAUGCUAGGACCAGGCGUCGAGACACGGCUUGCAGGCGGGAUGGCUCCCCGAGCGGGAGCUUGCGCGGGAGCGGGUGCGAUCCGGGAGGGCAGCUGAUGGGAUUGGGACCAGCAGGGAGGCGGAAUCAUGGCUUUGGGUCCGUCGAUCUGCGAUGCAGCGACCUAACGAUCCAGCAGCUAGCCAUGGAGCAUCGGAUCGACAUGGAUAGUCAGGAGGAGGCCAGCUGCAUAUUCCCCGUUCAUCAGGGUCCGCCUUGAUGGGAUUUCGGAUCCAAUGUGAGAUGCGAUGAACGUCAGCGCAGGGGUGGGAGGGGUGUAGAAGAAGAUAUACUCAGCAAGGUACGCUGAAAAGCUAGUCUACUCGACGGU
Colletotrichum scovillei is the source of this 3030-nucleotide messenger RNA. RefSeq names its product globin. The coding region runs from base 406 to 1773 and encodes 455 amino acids. NCBI's taxonomy places the organism in Eukaryota, Fungi, Ascomycota, Sordariomycetes, Glomerellales, Glomerellaceae. Gene Ontology annotation, biological process: cellular response to nitrosative stress; nitric oxide catabolic process. Gene Ontology annotation, cellular component: intracellular anatomical structure. The record is from RefSeq and is a predicted model, not a curated record. The transcript has a single exon. Gene Ontology annotation, molecular function: heme binding; FAD binding; oxygen binding.